AUGGCCUUCUUCACGGGCAGAGCAAAUAGACAGGAUUCCUACGCGACGGGCAACGCCCAAUUCGAGACUGAAGUGCCAGGACGCACCGCGACUGGAAAACGGACUCGAAUACAGUUAAGAAAUCCCCGCAAGCUCCGCGACGAGGAACAGGGUACUACAGCUCCACCAAAUGGCAAAAUCCCGUCACGGCCAUCGAUUCCCCCAAAGUAUAUCGCCAAACAUGAACUAUUUGUCCUUGAUAUCGCCCAAACGAGAUCGGGAUAUCGCCCAUACGAGGCAGAGAGAGAAAGGCAAGAAACCGUGAUCUUAACGCGCCGAAAACCGGAAGCCCAGGACCAUGGCUACGACUCUGCGAUUGAGAUUCGGUGGGUUCACCUGCAGGCGAAGUCUAACACGAUGUCCUUCGAAGACUUCCAGAAAGCCGCUGCAGACGUUCAAGGACUGCAAGACGAUGAAAUUGCUCUCGCCUUGAAAAUGUUGAAAAACGUUCAGUCAAGCAACGAGAAAUUCUUCGUCCACGGCGAAUACGGCAAAUAUCUGAUCCCCACUGCCCACCGAUACGAUGGUGAAGAUCCCGAUCUGCGCGGAGAUGAAAUUCCGAAAUAUGCCAUCUUUUUCUCACUUCCAUAUUUCGAUCUCAGACCAUUGCAGGGGCUGGAUUCGGUGGGCAGGAAUGAGUCCAUUUAUCCCAUCAGGACGUUGUUGCAGUCUCAUCACCGUCUGGCAUCGACGAUUGAACGCGACCGGAAACAGGCUGUCUUGAAACUGACCAGCUCCAAAGCCGUGAAGACAGACAAGGUCAUUUAUCUGCCGGAACUUUGGUGCGUGAUCAUUAAUCAGAAGACCAUCGUCACGUAUGCGCCAGAGCCUCUAGAAGGCAUUGAUGGCCUCUUUGGGAAGACGGUAUCAGCAGUAGAAUCCUCCAAGGGACCGCCGGUAGUGCGGUAUGAGACCCUGAAAGGAGAAAAACGCCAUUUUCCGAUCGCACAAUGCAAGACUUGGGUUCAACUUUGUCAGACCAUCAAGCUUCACGAGGACAUUAUCGAUUUUGAUCUGGAGACAAGAAACGGCGAAAUCAUCACUGAAACCAAUUGGGUGCAGAUUACCGAGAAGUAUCAGAACAUUGAUGUUCGGAUCCGACAACAGGAUUCCGAAUCCGACUCUGGACUUUCGAGCCAUGAUGAUUCGAGCUCAGAGACGGACACUCAGUAUGUGAUUAUCGCCCCAGACGAUGCCAGUCGUCCCUCGUCGCCAGCGCCAUCGGAUCCUCACCCAGAUAUCGUGGAAAUUGUUCCGGAUGAGUCCUCUGACGGCGAUGACUCGGACGCAGAGCUGAAACGCAUUUUCGAAGCCAAAAGGGCGAGAUUACGCGACCUUGAAGGUCACCUAUAUGAGGAGUCGUUCUCAUCUGAUCAAAUAGCCGAGAUUCUGAAAAAUCGUGCCGAAGAAUCAGCGGCAGAGGUUAUCUCGGCCGUCAGGCGACCACGGAGGGCCGAGACAAUAGGUCUCGCCCCUACCAACACGCAGCGCCAAAGCUUCGAACGACGAUCGGCAUCCCUCCAGGAUAACCCUCUGGCCACAGAUCCGAAUGCGGGUAACGGCCCCGCCCAGCCCGAUCCUCCAUCAGAUCCUCAACCCGACCUUCCAGCAAAUCCUCAACUCGAGACUCUGUCCACGCCCCCAACCCAAGCUGCUCCCUCCACUCUAAAGAGCCAGCCUCAACCGGAGGUUGUCGUGGACAAUUCACCCGUGUCGCCAGGCGGCAGCGAUCCUACCCCGAAACAGAGACACAAAGAACGUCGACCCUACUAUGGUAGGAGAGUAAGAUCACCCUUUCGAUUUCGUGGUAGUCGGAGCCGGAGCCGGAGCCGGAGCCGGAGCCGGCGGCGCGGAGAUGGCAGUACGGAGAGCCGACACAGGGAACAUAUCAGAGGUCAGGACAGCCAAACAGCACGCCGCCUAUCGGCUACAUCUCCUCAGGACCCAUUGUUGUCACCGCUGGGGAACGAAGCGGGGGCUAUACCGCCAGAACGAAUCAUUCGAAGAGAACGGCGAAGGUAUCACCGUCAGUCGAGUUCGAGGCCUCAACAUCCACGUCAUAAGAGGAGGAACCCAUCGCACGAUUGGCAGAAACGUCACGACACCUCUGGCACUCCGAUGACUCUGUCUAACCCAAUUUUCACGUGGCCUACCAGUCAUCCGUCGGCACGAGCAAGUGUCGUCGCCGAAGAUGGGGCGAUCGCUGAAGGUCCAGCUGUCGUACCACCUCCAGAUCCCAGCGUGGCGAGUAAUAAUAGAACCAAGCCGCCGCCCCAGAGUCGAAGCGAGGGAUCAUCUACAUUGGGUGCAUAUCAAGAGCGGCCCCACGAUGAGGCCACUUUGGAGAAUAUUCUUCGAGAUACCCAAAAACAGCUAGAACAGUCAGAAAGUGCAAGAGAUGGGGACUUUUAUGCCCGCAUUGCUGAGCAACCACUCACGUUUGUUGAGGAGAAAAUCGAAGAGCUUCGAAAGGCGGCCGCUGGGGCUAAUCAAGGCAAUCAGGCUAAUGCGUCAACCGAAAAACUCAAGGCGACCCUACCCCAGAAGGAACAAAUCUUGCUAGUGGCGAAAAAGCUGCUCAACACGUUUACGCCGAUAGAUUACCCCUCGCCAGUCGUGAGGAAAUAUUGGGGUGCUGUCAGCUUACUGAUAAUCGAUCUCCCCCACUUGUGGCCGGUGAAAUAUCAAUUGCACUCGGGCAAUACAGUUAUCGAAUCAUCGGCGCUGGAGUUCAUUGUGAAAGAAAGCACCGAAUUCCUCCGAACGAUCGAGUACAUCGUCAGAGGAAUCCCCCCUGACCAUUACCGAAUACCGCCCGCCCUGAUGCAGGCCUUUACGCAUCUUAUCAUGUUCUAUGUCUAUCAUGGACUUGCUAUGGCCACGGCUGAUCGACGCGAGAGCGAAUAUCUUUAUAUCGAGGGAGACAAGUGUACCGACAGAUGCAAGGCGUUGCUGAAUGAUGGUCUACGUCAGCUGAUCGUUCUUCUGCAUACGGAAGACGACGGUGUACGGGUCAGUUAUGAAGCCCUUGAAUCAGAGACCAUUGUCUCCUUUGUCAUGGAGAAUCUCCUGGAGAGACCUCUGAAGCUUGAACCGAACGAAGUGGACAUCACCGAGGUCUACAGUGAGUACAUAUCGAAGCUGGCAAGUUCUCUUCAUCAUCCAUGCACCGGCGCCGCCAUCGCUGACCUUGAAGUACAGCAAUAUCCUGGUGUCAAAGUGUUCGGCCAAAUCCGCCUGCUCAGCGAGGAGCUCGAGAUUAUCGAGAAGAUCUUGGCCAAGCAAUAUCAGAUCGUUAUGGACUUUGCGCAACUCACCGAUGAGAGCAUGUUCACCGCCGAUCAUCGGUACCGGAUCCCCGAGUCGGAGUCUUACUCCGGAAAGCUUCGCAAAAGGGUCCUCGGCAGGACGAUCAAUUCUCUGAUCGAAAAACUGGAAGAUAUUCACGAACUGAAGGACCGGGCCGCAUAUAUGCAGUGGUCUGCGCGUCAGUCCAUCUCCAUUCGGACCGAAUCCAACGAGAAAGCCAUCCUGGUCUUCACCGUCGUCACCGUCAUCUUCCUUCCGCUAUCCUUCGUGACGGGAUAUCUGGGUAUGAACGUCGAGGACAUCCGUGAUACAAGUCGCCGGCAGUCGCUUUUCUGGGCAAUCGCCCUGCCUAUUACUACGGUCAUCGGGCUAGCCAUCGCCGUCUUGGUGGUUGGACCUACCAGUUCGGGAUGGCGACGGAGGAAGGCUGCCGAAAAGAUGGACUGA
This is a messenger RNA of Rhinocladiella mackenziei CBS 650.93, 3795 nucleotides long. RefSeq lists its product as uncharacterized. Gene Ontology annotation, cellular component: membrane. The transcript is spliced from 4 exons. NCBI's taxonomy places the organism in Eukaryota, Fungi, Ascomycota, Eurotiomycetes, Chaetothyriales, Herpotrichiellaceae. Gene Ontology annotation, biological process: transmembrane transport; metal ion transport. Bases 1 to 3795 code for a protein of 1264 amino acids. The record is from RefSeq and is a predicted model, not a curated record. Gene Ontology annotation, molecular function: metal ion transmembrane transporter activity.